This is a messenger RNA of Toxotes jaculatrix (banded archerfish), 1705 nucleotides long. Its product is annotated as transcription factor 15-like. Gene Ontology annotation, biological process: regulation of transcription by RNA polymerase II; developmental process. Lineage: Eukaryota; Metazoa; Chordata; Actinopteri; Toxotidae. The record is from RefSeq and is a predicted model, not a curated record. Gene Ontology annotation, molecular function: RNA polymerase II transcription regulatory region sequence-specific DNA binding; DNA-binding transcription factor activity, RNA polymerase II-specific; protein dimerization activity. The transcript has 2 exons. The coding region runs from base 145 to 693 and encodes 182 amino acids.
GGGAAUUGUCAAAACAAACUGUGGAUUUGUGUUGACCAAACCUCGGAGUGACAGCUACCUCUACGCACGGCUCUUCUCUGCGUGCAGCUGCUUUCUGCUUCAAGAUAAGGGACUGCUUUUCCACAGAGAGACACUUGCUUACCUAUGAUGGCUUUCACCAUGCUGAGGCCGGUGUCCACUCAUCCCUUCUCUUACCCCGCUGACCUGACGUUGAUGUCGGAUGACGAGGAGGGGAACCGCAGCGAGAGCGACGGCAGCACCGACCAGGGCUACGGCUGCUGCGGGACUCCGGGGGAGAGUUACCGGCGGGAGUCCGGCGGCGUGGUGGUGCGGCAGCGGAACGCCGCUAACGCCCGGGAGAGAUAUCGGACCCAGAAUGUCAACACGGCCUUCACGGCGCUGCGGACACUUAUCCCCACAGAACCAGUGGACAGAAAACUCUCCAAAAUCGAGACGCUGCGCCUGGCGUCCAGCUACAUCUCACACUUGGCCAACGUGCUGGUGGUCGGGGACGGGAGGGAGGACGGCCAGCCGUGCCUGAGUGCCGUCUACAAGGAGCUGAAGGGGAGCGGAGAGAGCAAACAGCCCCGAACUAUCUGCACAUUCUGCCUAAGCAACCAACGGAAAGGGGUGACGGACAGACGAGACUGUGUGAAGAUGCAUGGGAACAGGGGGAGACAAAUCAGUCGGUGAUGAAACUGAGUGGAGCGUCUCUUCAGCAGCUGUUCCUAUGGUCCAGAACCAUUUCAGCAUGAAAACAGUUCUUAAAGGACUAUUCUGGCCUUUUGGGAGUUUGCCUCAUUGGUCACUUUACCCUGUGUGAUGCUGGAAGAUUGACACCAACACUCUUUUCAGGGUAUCAGCUGGUGUUUCAGAUAAACACCAGUGUAAAGUGAGAAAAUCAGAGCGUCUUUCAGGAGAAGAAUAGCUCUUAGCCUGAGUCUCUAAGCACAAUGUUCUUAUUUACACAGGAAGUGAGUAACAUCAGAAUGUCACUGUUAUUUAUACUUUACUAAUGAUGAAGACAGAAAAAACAUUUACAGCAGCUUCAAAUCCACAGCCCACUGAAUAGACAUCAUGACCUGCUGUGGAUUAAAGGUUUAUAAUCAUACAGCACUAUGAGUGAUAUAAGAAAUAAUGGAUAAUAAGUAACCAUAUGCUUAAUGGCACAGUCUUUAAUCCAAAUGUGAAUGGAAGGAUAUCCUGGCCAUUCAGAUUCACAACACAAGAACUGGACAUUCAGAUGAACUUUCUUUCUUAUGAACUGAAAACAGAUGAUAACUGCACUAAACUUUUGUUACCAAGCUUUUGUGAUCCUGCUUCAGGUUUGUUUACAUAAAUAAUGUUUUUUUUUUAUUCAUUGCUCAAAAUCUUUAUUUACAUAUGUGAAAUUACAAAUAAUUUCUAGUAUCAAAUAAUUGAGGCCUUUGGUGCCUGUCCACUCACAUGGGUAAAAUAUUCAUGAGACUAAACUCCCAUAAAGGUUUGCAUGGUUCUUAAAGAUGAAACUAAGAUGUUCUGGGGAAGCUUGGCUCACAAACAGACUCGUAAAGCGGAGCAGUUUCAGGCAUAAUAUGUGAGAGGACAGACCACUCCAUCCACCAAGCUGCUGUUGUAAGGUUAUGCGCAGCAGGAGACAUCUGUGGGACACUUUUUCGUUUGCUUUUUCAUUACAUGUUGUAAUCUACUUUGAAAUUAAAUUUAU